Fomitopsis serialis is the source of this 749-nucleotide messenger RNA. RefSeq names its product RmlC-like cupin. The record is from RefSeq and is a predicted model, not a curated record. NCBI's taxonomy places the organism in Eukaryota, Fungi, Basidiomycota, Agaricomycetes, Polyporales, Fomitopsidaceae. The transcript has 6 exons. The coding region runs from base 134 to 577 and encodes 147 amino acids.
CACGUCGUGACGAGCUCUGGUAUAUACCGUCGACAGCGCGGGCACCCUGCCAUGCCCCCUUGUCUCUUCCCCUCAUUGCCCGCCCUGCUUCUGCCCGUCUCCUCUCCCUGCCCGCAUCCAAUUCCGCUGCAAGAUGACGCUCCCAAAACCAAACACUCAGCCGCCCAGGAGUGCCUUGGUCCUCCACAAUCUUCCGAAGAUCGCCGCCGAGAGUGACAAGUUCAGGAGGGUCCUCUUCACCGGAAAACACAGCCAGCUUGUCAUCAUGACUGUACCUGUUGGCGGAGAGAUUGGCGAGGAGACGCAUAGUGUAGACCAGCACCUCUACUUCGUCUCUGGCACUGCACAAGUCAUCACGGAUGGGAAGAAGAAAGAAGACAUCGCCUCAGGCGACCACGUCGUAAUCCCUGCCGGAACGCUGCACAACUUCGUCAACAUCGGACCAACGCCGCUCAUCGUGACCACUGUCUAUGCCCCCGCAGAGCACAAGGCAGACACGGUUCACGAUACUUUGGAACAAGGCGAGAAGCUGGAGGACGAGGGCAAGGACGAACCUCCCAAAUGGGCCAAGGAGUGAUCGCCGUCGCGAGCCACGGGAAGUCAUGAUUGUGACAAUAGCAACGUGUAUGAUAGGAGAGGCCUGAGUAACGGAAAUGUUACAGCAUGCAGAGUAUCAAUCACAGGAAGGUCGCUCACAACGUCUGAAAGACCACAAGAAGUACUGUGACUCCGACUUCGAGAGUGGUAGG